Pseudophryne corroboree (corroboree frog) is the source of this 3953-nucleotide messenger RNA. RefSeq names its product oocyte zinc finger protein XlCOF22-like. Gene Ontology annotation, biological process: urogenital system development; regulation of transcription by RNA polymerase II; embryo development. Bases 376 to 2418 code for a protein of 680 amino acids. The transcript is spliced from 6 exons. The record is from RefSeq and is a predicted model, not a curated record. Gene Ontology annotation, cellular component: nucleus. Lineage: Eukaryota; Metazoa; Chordata; Amphibia; Anura; Myobatrachidae. Gene Ontology annotation, molecular function: RNA polymerase II transcription regulatory region sequence-specific DNA binding; DNA-binding transcription factor activity, RNA polymerase II-specific.
GUUCCCUGGCCCGUGUAGUGACGUCAGGAGCGGCGGCCAUUUUCCCCUGGUCUGAGCUCCGCCUUCCUUCUAUCAUUCCCACAAGGCAGCAGGAGCAGAGAGCAGCCAUUGCUGUGUCUGGCAGCAGCAGGAUUACACCAUAGUGAAGAAGACAUUCGGUGAGCAUGAGAACCCCAGCAACCAUCCUCGUGUUGCAGGUGGACUAAGCAGGACCUAGAGCCCCAUCACGGUGCCUCCACCUCACUUACUGACUCACUGAUACAUAAGAGACACAAUGACCAGAAGAUCCUGGAACUCACCAACAAGAUCAUUCAGCUGCUGACUGUAGAGGAGGGGGAGUAUAUAGAGGAACACAGGGGUCUGUACAAGGACGUGAUGAUGGAGAAUCACCAGCCCCUAACAUCACUUGAUGGGCCCAGUAACAGAGAUACCCCAGAGAGAUGUCCCCGUCCUCUGUAUUCCCAGGAUUGUACAGAGGAGAAUCACAGGAUCCCACAGGAGGAUCAGUACAUGACUGAUAUGAAGGCAGAAGAUAUAGAGGGAGAAGAAGAGACGUAUGUGACUGAUAUGAAGACAGAAGAAAUAGAGGGAGAAGAAGAGACGUAUGUGACUGAUAUAAAGGCAGAAGAUAUAAAGGGAGAAGAAGAGACGUAUGUGACUGAUAUAAAGGCAGAAGAUAUAGAGGGAGAAGAAGAGACGUAUGUGACUGAUAUGAAGGCAGAAGAUACAGAGGGAGAAGAAGAGACGUAUGUGACUGAUAUAAAGGCAGAAGAUAUAGAGGGAGAAGAAGAGACGUAUGUGAGGGGUGAUCAGCAGUGUAAGGAGGAGGAGAUCCCUACAGAUAUCAGCACAGCAGGUGGACACACGAGCAGGAAUAUCUCAGAAGGACAUCUAAUGUUAUCCCCGGAUUGUGAAAUAAAAGAUAGCGACAGACAGGAUUCUCCAGGAGAUAACCCCAUUACCCCAAUUAUACAUCCAGCUCUAUCAGCUGAUCCCCCUGAUCCUGGGAAAUGUUCUCCUGAUCACUCUGAUAUUGGAGCAUCUGUUACAGCUCUGACAGUAGAUACAGUGUUUCCGUGUUCUAUAGAUGCCAAAUGUUUUACACAGAACACAAAGCCUAUUACCCAUCAGCCAGCUAAGGCAGGUGAGAAGCCAUUUCCAUGUUCUGAGUGUGGAAAAUGUUUUACAUACAAAUCAGCUCUUGUUACACAUCAGAGAAGACACACAGGUGAGAAGCCAUUUUCUUGCUCUGCAUGCGGGAAAUGUUUUACCCGGAACUCACAACUUGUUACACAUCAGCAAAGUCACACAGGUGAGAAUCCAUUUCCAUGUUCUGAGUGCGGGAACUGUUUUACAUACAAAUCACUUCUAAUACAUAAGAGAAUACAUACAAGUGAGAAACCAUAUUCCAGUUCUGAGUGUGGGAAUUGUUUUACAUACAAAUCAUCUCUUGGUGCACAUAAGAGAAGUCACACAGGUACAUCACCAUUUCCAUGUUCUGAGUGUGGGAAACAUUUUGCACAGAAAUCACAACUUGCUAGACAUCAGAGAAGUCACACAGGUGAGAGGCCAUUUCCAUGUUCUGACUGUGGAAAAUGUUUUAUCUGGAAAUCACAACUUGUUAGACAUCAGCUAAGUCACACAGUUGAGAGGCCAUUUUCUUGCUCUGAGUGUGGGAAAUGUUUUACACAGAAAUCAUAUCUUGUUAUACAUCACAGAAGUCACACAGGUGAGAAGCCAUUUCCAUGUUCUGAGUGUGGGAAAUGUUUUGCAGACAAAAUAGAGCUUGUUAGACAUCAGAGAUGUCACACAGGUGAGAAGCCAUUUUCUUGCUCUGAGUGUGAGAAAUGUUUUUCACGGAAAUCGCAACUUGUUAGACAUCAGCUAAGUCACACAGGUGAGGGGCCAUUUCCAUGUUCUGAGUGUGGGAAAUGUUUUGACCGGAAAUCAGAUCUUGUUAAACAUCAGAGAAGUCACACAGGUGAGAAGCCAUUUUCUUGCUCUGAGUGUGGAAAAUGUUUUACACAGAAAUCACAUCUUGUUAUACAUCACAGAAGUCACACAGGUGAGAAGCCAUGUCCAUGUUCUGAGUGUGGGAAAUGUUUUGCAGACAAACCAGAUCUUGUUAGACAUCAGAGAAGUCACACAGGUGAGAAGCAAUUUUCUUGCUCUGAGUGUGGGAAAUGUUUUGCCCGGAAAUCACAACUUGUUAGACAUCAGCUAAGUCAUACAGGUGAGAAACCAUUUCCAUGUUCUGAGUGUGGGAAAUGUUUUGCACACAAAUCAGAUCUUGUUAUACAUCACAGAAGUCACACAGGUGAGAAGCCAUUUCCAUGUUCUGAGUGUGGGAAAUGUUUUAGACAGAAAUCACAUCUUGUUACACUCCAGAGAAGUCACAUAGGUGAGAAGCCAUUUUAAUCUUCUGGAGUAUACUUAUCAUUGCCAUGCAUUGUUCUUCAAGGUUCUUAUCCUAUGUCCUGUGCUUUUUGCAAUAUACAUGCUACCACUGGGUGAAAUAAUCAGAUGUCAUGCCCUCAUCUACCACUGCUAUACAGAUGAUCUGUCUUUUGUUCUGGGUACUGAGAACCCAGUACUAAUCCUAAAUGUCUCGCUGAGCUCCAGGUGUGGGUCAUGCCAGUUGGCUGUGACUCAAUCCUGGUGAAACAUGUCCUUAUGAUAGAAGCUCACCAACAAAGGGCAGGGCUACAGCUCAACUUUGUUACCAACCAGACUUACGCUUGGGGGUUCAGGUUUACAAAAUGCUGAUCAUGUGCAGAAUCUUAGUGUCCUGGAUGGUGGAGUGACACUUAAGACAUCAGUAUCAGCCACAAUCAGAUCCUCAUCUGAGGAACAUAGCCAGACUCCAGCACUUAAUUCCCUCAGAUCUACCUACAGUCAUACAUGCACUUGUAUCAUCACACAUAGACUACUGCAAUGUCCUCUACCUGGAUCUCCCAGCAAUAGAAUUGCACCGCUUGUAGCUUGUAAAGAAUGCAGCAGCCAGGCUGUUACCUAACCAGCCCGUUCCUGCCACAUAACACCCAUUCUCUGCUCCCUUCACCGGCUCCCUGUAAGAUGGUGACUCUGGGCCUAAUUCAGGUUGGACUACAGUGUGUGAUCCAAACGGAAUUAUUGAGAAAAAGUUGCGGACGCAUGCGCAGCGCCCGUCCUGCGUAUGCACCUUCAUUCUCUACAGGGGGCUGUAGGAAAUGUGAUUGCUUCUUGUUAAUCAGGCAGAGGCUGUCACGGGGUGGGGGGUAAAGCUCCAUUUCCAGUGAGAAGAUGGAGCGUUACAAGUGCGGUGUUGCGAGAAAGGGAGGCGGACAAAUGGGCGUGUUCACUGUGGCUGCAUGACAUCACACGCAGCCAUCGCAAUCUAGAAGAACGCGGUGGGGAUCCUGCGGGUGCAGCUAAGCUGGCAGGAUGCUUCACUAGUUUCUAAGAUGUAGCAGAAAUUGUGGAGCGAUCGCAAUUUCUGCUUCAUCAAGGGGGGAGGCGCCGGUCAGCAUACUGGGCUACCUCGCCCUGCGAUGGGCAGCCCCCAGCACGCUAGAAAAAGGAUUGCUAAUUAGCAGCAUCUGCUAUCCUUACUGACUUACUGUAGGCCCCUGUUACAUAAUCUUACUGACUCUCCCAGCCCUACAUGACCAGGGUCCAUGUCCCAGAAGCAGCUUCUGCCUCCUUACUGACUUACUGUAGGCCCCUAUUACAUAAUCUUACUGACUCUCCCAGCCCUACAUGACCAGGGUCCAUGUACCAGAAGCAUCUUCUGCCUCCUUACUGACUUACUGUAGGCCCCUAUUACAUAAUCUUACUGACUCUCCCAGCCCUACAUGACCAGGGUCCAUGUACCAGAAGCAGCUUCUGCCUCCUUACUGACUUACUGUAGGCACCUAUUACAUAAUCUUACUGACUCUCCCAGCCCUACAUGACCAGGGCCCAUGUACCAGAAG